Messenger RNA from Helianthus annuus (common sunflower), 2679 nucleotides. Its product is annotated as eukaryotic translation initiation factor 5B-like. The transcript has 6 exons. NCBI's taxonomy places the organism in Eukaryota, Viridiplantae, Streptophyta, Magnoliopsida, Asterales, Asteraceae. Bases 1 to 2679 code for a protein of 892 amino acids. The record is from RefSeq and is a predicted model, not a curated record.
AUGGGUUUUUUCUCGUUUGCGAGCCGUGGUGCGGCGAAGAAGAUUCUGCUAAAUCCCCCCAAGAGUUUCCAUGACUGGAAACCCAAGCUUUUCUUCAUCCGUGAAGAGGUGUUGCCGAUUGCCAUGCCCUUCCGGGAUUGGACUGAGGCGAUACCGAAGGAAGACCUUCCGAUUCCUAAGAAGGCCCAGUGGUAUCAACAGCUGACCCCAACCCCAAAUCGGGUGUUUGGGGAAAACGUUUUGGUAGCGGCUAAGAUGAGUGACCAGUGGUCACCCAACAGAAGGGAGGUUCCGGUGUUGAAGAUCGGCGAUCAAGAGGCGCAACUGUAUCAAGCUGCCUUCUCCACAUUUGGUGGUUCCAUGGGCGUGCGCCCAUUGCGCGAUGAUGAAGAAAGCUGGUAUGACCAGAUUAAGGGCAACUUCAUGUUUCCGGUUGAAGGUGCCUUUGCUUCGCCGCCAACCGCUACUGAAGAGGAGAAGAAAAAGAAACCCCUAAAGAAGAAGAAGACCAAGGUCGAUCCGGAAGUGACCAGCAAGGGUACUGGCCCGAGUCGCGCAACUACUGCUGCUGUCAAAGGUACUCUUCGCCUUCGUCAAAGUGACUUAGAUGAUUAUGUGAUAAUCAGAGAUUCAUUUGAAGGCUUGUCGCGUACAGCUAAGGCAAAAACUGGUGCAGGUGGCUCGAAAAGCUCUGGGAGCGCGGGUUCUCGUAACCCUGAUGCUGGCGCGACCCCUGAAGAUGAUGAGGCGGAAGAAGAAGAUGCGGCUGCCCAACUGAUUGGCAGGAAGAGAGGUAGGAGCGAAACCACGGCUGGUGUGACUUCCGCGCCUACUGCUGUUGUGCUUCCCGUGGUUGGGAAAACGAGCAACUUGCGCUCGUUGUAUAAAUUUUCUCCGGAGAUCAAGAAGAAGACCCCUGAGAAGGGUGUCACGUUCAGUGAGGCUGGGUCGAAGAGGCCGAAGAUUACCAUCAAGUCCACUGGCACUGCUGCUCAGGAUGCCGCGAAGGCUGCUGAGGCGCAGCGAAAGGCGGAGGAGGAUCAGAAGAGAGAAGAAGAAAAGAAGAAGAAAAUUGCAGAGGAGAAGAGGAGGAAGGAUGAAGAAGAGAGAAAAAGGAAAGAGGAGGAGGAGAGAAAAAGGAAGGCGGAGGAGGAGAGGGUGGCCGAAGCGGCGAAGAAGAGGGCCUUGGAGAAGGAGUUAGAAAAGAAGGCUAUGGAUCAGCCUGUUAAUGUUCAAGGGCCUGAGGUCACAAAACCUACCCACUCCGCGCAUGUCGUUACUUCUAAGGGGUCAGGUCGUUUCACCUCUAGCGGCGCGAGCUCUGGUGGAGCUGGGGGUUAUAAUCCACAUGUGAUUGGGGCGAAGGACACCGUUGGUGAUAUCUAUUAUAAAACUUAUAAUGAAGAAGAACGCGGUGAUGCUCCUCAUCAAGCCCCCUGGAGCUUAAAACAGAAAGAUACCUUCCAUGAGUUCGGCCCUUGCCGCGAGUGGUUCUUGAACUCGUUUACUCCUGCAGAGGUCAAUCGGCAAAGGGCGAAGUCCCAUGAAUUGUUAUAUCGCACCUUUAUACUUGGAGAGGCCAACGCUCGUGCUGCCAAUCACCAGAUAGUUCGCGAAUGGCGAACAAUGGUUAGAGAGCGCGCCGACUGGGAGGGUUAUCGUGAGCGCACGUUAAAACGCAUUGCUGAGUUUGAAAAGUCCAAGGCUGCUUUUGGUGAGGAGAGAGCCAAAUUUGAAGCUGAUAAGAAGGCCGAAGAAUGGGGCCGCGAGGGCCUGCAAAAGAAACUUCACAAUGUUGAGGAGCAACUGGCCAAGGAGAAGGCCGAGUUCAAACGUAUCUGCGCCCAGGACAACGAGCGCGCCUACGCGGCUCGACAGAAGAUUGUUGAUCUUGAGGCUAAAGUUGCUGAUUUGACAUCGAAGGUAGAGGAGGCGCAUGGAGAGAAAGCUGCCAAGCAGCAGAUGGAGGUUGAGUUAGCUGAGGCCAAGGUGCAGCUGUCCAGCAAGGACAGAGAUCUCCAUGCCAAGGACGCUGAGAUUGCGGAGCUCAAACGUCGCUUGAACGAGCAAAUCGACAGAUGUGAGUCGUUGGAGAUCGACCUGGAGGCCGAGGGGGUUAAGGCUGCUACAGCUGAGGAGGCGCGUGCUGUUAGCACUGCCGCGCUUAACGUGGCUCAGACCAACUACUCCGAGGCCCAAGGCAUCGUUGAUACGCUUGUCUCGGAGGCUGAGUGGAUGCGCACUCGUGGAGUAGUGCUGGUUGCCAACUCCAUCUUAAAUGCUGGCGAGCUAGAUCGCGCCGUUGCUGCUCUCACGGAUGCGGCGCGUGCGGUGGGUCAUCGAGGAGGUUAUUUGGAAUGUGCCAGUCAUGUUGAGCAGAUGCUAGGGCAAGAAUUUGAUGUAAGCCAUUGCUCGGUGACUGAACAUGCUGAUGCUGCGCUUUCACAUGCUGAAAACUCGUAUGACAACCUUACCUUGCCUAUCAUGGAUCUGGUUGUGGAAUCUUUGAAGAAAGACGACUGGUGUCAGCGUCUUAAAGCAGUCCUCGAUCCACCAGUUACCGUCGAAUUAUCCGAUGAAGAACCAGCUGGUGAUGACGGUGGAGAUGGUGAUGAUGAUGGCAACGAUGACGAUGGUGAAGAUGACGGAGAUGAUGAUGGUGAUCGACGCGAUGAAUAG